CCAAUUUCCCACAGUGGGAGCGACGUUCAGAAGCUGGAAUGAAAUGGGCGAAAAAGUGGACGAUGACGAUGAAAUCUUGAAGCAAGUUUUUGGAGAUUCUUCAGACGAUGAACACUUAGAAGAGCAACCUGCAAUGGAAGAUUCAGCAUAUGAAGUCGGCCGCAUUCAUGGGUGGGAGUGGGAGCAGGUCAAGGAAAUUAAAGGCUUAUGGCUGUGCAGAAGCUUCCUCUCUCCCGAACAACAAACGUCGCUUCUCUCCGAAAUCCGAAACGAAGGGUGGUUCAGGGAAGCCUCUCAAAAUCAGGCCAUGAGGUUUGGUAACCUUCCAACAUGGGCUGUUGGAAUUUCAGAUUCUAUUUAUGAGGCAGUGCUUUCAAGUAACCACAUGACAGAUCCUUUCAUUUUGGACCGCUGUAAUGGAGAUAAGAUAGAUUGUCCUCUUCCAUCAGAUAUUUUAUGGAGAGAACCUCUCUUUGAUCAACUGAUAGCUAAUGUGUAUCAACCAGGUGAGGGGAUUUGUGCACAUGUUGACCUCAUGCGGUUUGAAGAUGGAAUUGCCAUUGUCUCCCUUGAGUCACCGUGCGUGAUGCAUUUUUCCCCGGUUGAUCAAACUUCUUGUGAUCCUACAAGCAAGGGAGAAGUCAGUACAUCGACGUUGAAAGUGGUGGUAUAUCUAAACCCAGGAUCGCUUGUUUUGUUGUGGGGCGAAGCUCGCUACCUCUGGAAGCACGAGAUAAAUCGUAAGCCUGGGUUUCAAAUGUGGGAAGGCCAGGAACUUAUUCAAGGGAGACGAACCUCCAUUACACUGAGGAAACUGUGUCAUGUUGAGUAGGAAGGCUUUUUACAGGUAGUAGCUGCAUUUUCUUCCAUGUUCAUCCUUCGUUUUGUUUAACUGAAUUCCAGUUAGCAGAAUGCGGCUCGAACGAACAAUUUGCUGUUAUUUGACUGGAAAAUUUUCAGUUCAUUGUGGCUCUUGAAAAAGAAAAGUAAAAGUUGACAGGGAAGUUCUCAGCA
This is a messenger RNA of Momordica charantia (bitter melon), 1014 nucleotides long. Its product is annotated as 2-oxoglutarate (2OG) and Fe(II)-dependent oxygenase superfamily protein. Gene Ontology annotation, biological process: fatty acid metabolic process; DNA damage response. The record is from RefSeq and is a predicted model, not a curated record. Gene Ontology annotation, cellular component: mitochondrial matrix. Lineage: Eukaryota; Viridiplantae; Streptophyta; Magnoliopsida; Cucurbitales; Cucurbitaceae.